AUGCAGGACGACGCGUAUGAGGAGUUUGAGUGUGAUGAAGACCCUACAAGGAGUCCUGAAGGAAUCGAAGAUGAACAUAAAAAACUAAAGGAAGAUGAUGACUCGGUGAAGACUCAUCAGAACCCAAGGUACAAAGAUGCAAAAUUUAUUGCAUUUUAACAUCUUAGCUCUAAGUAUCCUCUGGGAAGUGAUUUAGGCCUAAAACUAACUUCCAUUAUGAGAGGAUCUAUUUAGAAACAAGAGUACAUGAAAUUUGUUUUUUAAUUUACUUAGAUAAGAAUUGCAAAAAAAAAAAAAAGAAGAGGCAUAGCCAGCCCACAGACUGGAAGUCCCAGGCCUAAAAAUGUUUGGUUUGUCCACUCAACCACUUGUAAUAAAUUAUGCAUCGUUGGGGUGGGCUAGAUAGCUUAAGGGCUCAAAGUUGUCAUGUGUGCAAUCAACAGAAUUAUUAUAAAAAAGCAUUUUUCAGGAUGUAUGUGAGAGUAAAAUCCCAACCCACGAUUAGCCAGGUUUACAACAAGUUGAAAAACUGGCAACACCCUGAGAAAAACAAUAAAAAUGAUAAUCAUUUUUUUUAUUGUUAUUUUAUUAUUUCAGAUGCUAUGAUUAAAUGAGUAUUUCCUUUCAAUCAUUUUUUAGAGGUUGGAUCUACAAGGAAAAAACAUUCGAGAGGAACCGAAGGGAAUUGUUUUCCUUUCCAAACUUCUUCUUUUGUUUCAGUUCUGCCACUUGUGUUUCUUUUCAAAACCCAAACUUUCUGUAUCACAGACAGGUACCUUGUUUACCGUAGAAAGUUUCUGCAGAAACUGUAGCCAGACAAAAGUCUGGAAGAGUCAACCAGACCUGCUAGGAAAGUUUCCAGCAGGUAACCUGCUAUUAAGUUUUGCAGUGCUCUGUGAGCCGAGUGAAAAGAAAGAAACGAUACAUUAA
Messenger RNA from Porites lobata, 930 nucleotides. Lineage: Eukaryota; Metazoa; Cnidaria; Anthozoa; Scleractinia; Poritidae. The record is from the annotation of a GenBank genome assembly.